This is a messenger RNA of Penicillium paradoxum, 1575 nucleotides long. Its product is annotated as cytochrome P450. Bases 1 to 1575 code for a protein of 524 amino acids. The record is from RefSeq and is a predicted model, not a curated record. Gene Ontology annotation, molecular function: monooxygenase activity; oxidoreductase activity, acting on paired donors, with incorporation or reduction of molecular oxygen; iron ion binding. The transcript is spliced from 7 exons. Lineage: Eukaryota; Fungi; Ascomycota; Eurotiomycetes; Eurotiales; Aspergillaceae.
AUGUUUUUCACAAUCUGCUUAGGUCUCUUCAUUGUCUUUGGGGCUUGUGUUCUUACUGUUCUGCGCCGCAAGAGACAAACCCUGCCUCUUCCUCCCGGUCCUCGUCCAACGCCUAUUUUUGGGAAUCUCAAGGAUCUUCCAACAGUAGAUGGACAAGAGUGGUUGCAUUGGCUGAAGCAUAAGGAGCUAUACGGCCCUAUCAGCUCACUGAAUGUCUUUGGGAACAAUCUCAUCAUUAUUAACGAUGCCGAACUAGCUGUGCGGCUGCUAGAAAAGCGUUCUGGAAUACACUCAUCGCGCCCGAGGCUGGUCUUUGCUGAAAUGUCGGGCUGGCACAGCAUUCUGGGAGCUCUCAGAGACGCAACUAUUGUAAGAAAAACACGAAAACUCAUGCAUCAGGAAAUUGGCACGAAAAGUUCCAUGGCCCGCUUUAAUGAUGUUCAGGCAACGGAAGUCAGUCGGUUCCUGAUGAGAGUGCUGGACAAACCAGAGGAGCUUCAGCGGCAUAUCAAAACGGAGGCUGGAUCGGUCAUUCUGAAAAUCGCUUAUGGCUAUAAUGUUGAACCCCAUGAUCAUGACCCCCUUGUGGACAUGGCCGACAAGGCGAUGGGGGACUUUUCGAUGGCAAUGCAAUCAACAAGGGCGGUUGAAUUUCUUCCAUUCCUACAAUAUCUACCGUCUUGGUUCCCCGGGGCAGGGUUCGUUGGAAUCGCAAAAGACUACAAGGCAACGGCAGAGGCCUUCAGUGGAACACCCUACGCUUUUGUGAAACGGCAGAUGAGUAUUGGUCAGUCCAGGCCAUCGUUUUUGUCCAAUCUUCUCCGCAACAACCCAGUGGAGCCGGGAACUAAGGAAGAGAAUAUGAUCGAAUGGUCAGCCGCGGCUUUGUACGGUGGAGGUGCAGAUACAACUGUCUCAUCACUUUCGAGUUUCUUUCAGGCGAUGGCCCUAUUUCCAGACACACAGCGCAAGGCUCAACAAGAGCUUGACGCAGUGCUCGGGCCUAAUCAAAUACCAAAGCUCCAAGAUCGAGAGCGUCUCCCUUACAUGGAUGCAUUGAUUAAGGAAGUUUUCCGAUGGCAUCCGGUCGUGCCUGUGAGUCUACCACACACGUCAAUUGAGGACGAUACAUUCGAGGGCUAUUUCAUUCCUAAAGGAGCGGCGAUAAUUGCAAACAUAUGGGCGUAUACUCAUGAUGUAGAUAUAUAUCAUGACCCUAUGACCUUCAAGCCUGAGCGCUUCUUGGCCACUCCUGAUGGCCAUAUCCCAGAGCGCGACCCACGUGGGCUUGUGUUUGGAUUUGGGCGUCGGAUCUGUCCUGGACGAUUGCUGGCAGAUUCAAAUAUAUUCCUGACCGUCGCACAGGCUCUGGCUGUCUUUGAUAUAUCGAAGCCGAUACAAGACGGAGUGCCUCAGGAAAUCCCGAUCAAGUUUCUUCCGGGUGUCAUUAGCCAUCCAGCUCCAUUUGAGUUGUCUAUUCAGCCUCGAAGCGCAGCACAUAGACAGCUUAUCCUUUCACUUGAGCAGCUUUAUCCUUGGGAGAAGAGUGAUGCUGAACAUCUCGCCAGUGUGUAG